UUGAGCCUUGGCUUCGUUUACGUUUUCAUACUUCGCACAGCGAUUUCAGUUUCAGGCUUUCAGCCACUGCUUCGACCCUGGAGAACACACUCUUCUGCUUCGCGAUUCUAAGCUUCAACCAGUUGUAAGUGUAGAAUAAUGGGCCGGAAAGCUGGUACGCUUUAUAUUAACCCAAAGAAAUUUGGCGCUCUUCACAAGCCUUGCAUGAAGGAAAUGAUAACAUUUCUCAACUGCUUGGCUCAGAACCAUAGCAGUGCCGAAAAGUGUGUUCGGCAGAAGGAACUUUUGAGUGCCUGUAUGGAUACUCAGACAAGCAAAAAAAGGUCUGUGGGAAGUAUUAAUUACCACCUUCAGAGGCUUAACAGGGGAAGGAAGUAGCUUGUGUUUUUUGGAAGAAGGUUGAACUAAUGUCUAAUUCGUCAAAAGCUGGGGAAGGAACUACUCUGUUCGUUGAACAAGAGAAUGUCUAAAUAUCAUUUCCCAUUUGAAUUGACUGCAUUGCCAAUGCAAACAUUGAACAUAUUUGAGCAGAUCUAUUGUAAUUUACAUUAAUCCUUGUCGUGGUGAAAUUUUUUGACAAUAAUUUGUAGAAUGAAAUUUGGACAAGAAAGGUCUCCUCUCAGUUAUUUCUUUA
This is a messenger RNA of Alnus glutinosa, 634 nucleotides long. RefSeq lists its product as uncharacterized. Gene Ontology annotation, biological process: mitochondrial translation. Gene Ontology annotation, molecular function: structural constituent of ribosome. The transcript has 3 exons. Bases 139 to 378 code for a protein of 79 amino acids. NCBI's taxonomy places the organism in Eukaryota, Viridiplantae, Streptophyta, Magnoliopsida, Fagales, Betulaceae. The record is from RefSeq and is a predicted model, not a curated record.